CUUCAAAUCCGUCUAUUAAAAAAUACUUUUACAUGUCCUUUUUCUGUUAUUAUAGUUGAUUCCUCAGAUGAAGAUUUUGCACACAAUGAUGCAUGGUGUCGGUUUAGCUCCAGCGAUUUACAUGAUAUGGAGUAUAUUUUAGAGCAUCAUUUUAACAAGAUCAUGGUGGCUCAGUACAACAGCACCACAGAGAGGUGGACAGGAUACACAGCAUGGGGAGUGAUAUCUGCAGAAAAGUGGAAUGAGGACCCAGAUGAGAUCCCCAGGAGGAGAUCAGAUAUGGAUGUGUUAUGCAAGCCAUAUGCUAAUCGGAUCUACAACACAACAGAGAUGUUUAUGGUUGAGCCCAAUGUCACACUGAGGCUAGAGGGGCCAUCCAGUGACUCCAGCCUUGUGUGUAGCGUCCACUUCUUCUACCCCAAACACAUCAGAGUGACGUGGCUGAGGAACGGGGAGGAAGUGACCUCAGAUGUGACCUCCACUGACGUACUGGCCAAUGGACUCUAGAGCUACCAGAUACAGUCCUAUUUGAAGUACACACCCACAACUGGAGAGAGAAUCACCUGUAUGGUGGAGCACAUCAGCCAGACUGAGCCCAAACUGUAUUACUGGGACCCCUCCUUGCCUAAGUCUGAGAAGAAUAAGAUAGUGAUCGGUGUCUGUGGGCUGCUGCUGGGGGUGGUCUUUGUAGUAGCUGGACUGAUCUACUGGAAGAAAUCUACUGGACGGCUGUUGGAUCUUAUUGGUGAACUUGAUUAUGGGACUUGUGAUUGAGGCCAUGUGGACAAAGGCUUGCUGAUCAAAUCCCUGUCGUUAACUGAUGGUAGCUGAUAUAGUUAGCUUUUUAGCUGCUGUUGCCUCUAGCAGCUGUCCCCCCCCUAUUCAAAAUGCCAACAUUGCACCAAUCAUGGCCUGCUUGCAAAAAUGUAAAUAUUAUAGUUUAAUUUUAAGACAUUAGCUUGCCUAAACACACAAGUAAAGGUUGGGCUGGUGGAUAAAGAUACAUGAACUGGAUUUAGAUUCGAUGAUGAAUAGGAUCCUUGAGUACAUUUGCACAAAUGACAGUGAAGGCUACUCCUCCACAAAUUCCCAGGCUACACGUGCCUGAAUUGCUUACCCAUAUGGAAAAAUAUUAUAAGAAUCUUAUGAGGUCCUUUGUAUGUUGAAGAAAAUAUGAAUAAUAUUUUUAUAUAUGUCAGUCUAUACUCAUAGAAAAAAAAUAUUAUUUGGGUUUCUAUAUAGAACCUUUUAUAGAACCCCUAAAAGGUGUCGAAAGCAUUCCACAGGGAUGCUGGCCCAUGUUGACUCCAAUGCUUCCCACAGUUGUGUCAAGUUGGUUGGAUGUCCUUUGGGUGGUGGACCAUUCUUGAUCCACACAGGAAACUUUUAAGUUUAAAGGUUGACCCAAACCGGUAAGCCUGGCACCUACGACCAUACCCCGUUCAAAGGCACUUCAAUAUUUUGUCUUGCCCAUUCACCCUCUGAAUGGCACACAUACACAAUCCAUGUCUCAAGGCUUAAGAAUCCUUCUUUAACCUGUCACCUCCCUUUCAUCUACACUGAUUACACUUUAUAUACAUCACAGAAGACUAAAAUGUACUGUUUGACAUUGAAACACCAGAUUUGAGAUUUAAAAAAAAGUUAUAAUCUUUAUUAUUUAUGAAAUUAUGAAAAUAUGAAUAACAUUCCACCCAUGAGACCAAAGAAGGCGAUUUUGGUCAUUGACUGCAGGAAAGGGCUACCUCAUGUUUUUGCACUUUUUUCCCCUUCUUCUUCUCUGGAACCACAGGCAACAAUCCAGCCUAAAACCCCAAACAGCAAGCAAUGCAGGUAUAGAAGCACGGUGGCUAGG
This is a messenger RNA of Oncorhynchus kisutch (coho salmon), 1852 nucleotides long. Its product is annotated as HLA class II histocompatibility antigen, DQ beta 1 chain-like. The record is from RefSeq and is a predicted model, not a curated record. NCBI's taxonomy places the organism in Eukaryota, Metazoa, Chordata, Actinopteri, Salmoniformes, Salmonidae. Gene Ontology annotation, biological process: antigen processing and presentation; immune response. Gene Ontology annotation, cellular component: membrane; MHC class II protein complex. The annotation marks the transcript as partial. The transcript has 4 exons.